Molecule: messenger RNA, 1801 nt
Organism: Theileria parva strain Muguga
Lineage: Eukaryota; Apicomplexa; Aconoidasida; Piroplasmida; Theileriidae
Exons: 11
Coding region: 1-1776 (591 amino acids)
Biological process (GO): protein K48-linked deubiquitination
Molecular function (GO): cysteine-type deubiquitinase activity; K48-linked deubiquitinase activity
Source: RefSeq, a predicted model, not a curated record
AUGGAUGAUAUUUAUGAAUAUAACGACUCAAACUCCUGUGACAAAGACUCCAAUUUCGAUGAAGACUUAAAUGAAGCCAUUAAACAGUCACUUCAAGACUAUAGAGAAGGAAAUGAUGAUAGAGAGGAUAAUUCAGGCUCUCCUUACGUGAAUUUUAAUCCAGACGGAACAUAUUUUUUAUCAAACCUUAGCUCUAAGGGCCCAGAUGAUACUUUUGAUCCUACACAAAUACUUGACAUCGUAUUAUUUUAUUUUAAAGAUUACAUUAACUCAUUAAAUGACUCCUCUGUUUCCUCAAGAUUUCCAAGAAACACGCACAAAGAUUUUACCUCGGAGUCAACUGGUGUUGGCUCUACAAAUGUUAUUUCAACCGAGGUUUUAUCUGAUCUUUUAACACUUUUAUUUGGUAACGAUUCAUCUCGGCUGAUUUUAGACCAUGAAAUCAGGGCCUGGUGUAAUCAGGGAUUUGUGAAUGACCCAAACAGUGCUUUAUUUUGGGGUUUAACUCAGAUGAACAACGGUUGUUGUGGAGUUUUAGCUUCAAUUCAGAGCUUCAUGCUCAGAAGCUUACUCUUCAAUCACUCGAUUUUCGCAGACUUUUCAUUCCUACUGCAGUCUAAAAAUGAAGAAGAAGCCUUAAUUCUUUUCACUGACUUAUUUUUCAAUUACAUCACCAUCCGAUUUCCAGAUUUUUCCAGAGAAUUUCUGUAUGUCAUACCGUUGAUUGAAUCAUGCUCCAAUGUAUUAUAUAACUCAACCGAGACUUCAUCAUAUAAAAUAAUUUUAUUUGAAGAUUUAAAGGAAAAUGCUGAUCCUUUGACACAUUUAACUUCGACAAAUUCAUGCACUCUCCGGUCAUUUGAUAAUAUUAACUCUGUGGCGAAUUAUUUGGUAAGGAACUUUGAGAAACUAACUGGACCCCUGGGUGUUGUUUCUCUAGUCUUAUCAGUAAUUUGCACCCGCACACUAGAAAGAGUUAAAGAAGACAUGGAUGAUCCCACACAACCUCUUCUUACAUCUUUCGGUCAUUGCUCACAGGAGCUGGUGAAUUUAUUUUUACAUGGGAAAGCGGUUUCUAAUGUAUUCAACGGCGAUAAGCUUUUUGAAGGCGAUUCAUCACAGUCUAUGGUGUUAAAGGGGAUAAUUUCCCAGAAUACACUCGGAUUUCUAACAGAUUUGGAAGCAAUGAGAUUAUAUAAAGUUGGUUCAUUCUAUAAGAAUCCACUGGUUCCAAUUUGGGUAGUGUGUAGUUCCAACCACUACACUGUGCUAUUUGGCCUUGAUGGUACUGCAUGCUUCUUUUCCAGACUUGAAAUGGUCGAACAGUCUUUGGUUGAGGAGUGGAGUAAGUUAGACGUCGAUGAUAAUAAAUACAUUCCUGUGAAAUCGUUAUCAAGGCUCUUAAAUCUUCUAGGGAUUCCUGAAAUGUUACAAGACGCUGUGUCAAGCAUGGACGUAGAUUCUGGUAUAGUAUUAUGGACAAAUAUGCUAGAGUGGUAUAAGUCCAAAGUACUCUCACAACAUGAAAGUCAAGGUGAGGAUUUGAGCACCCUGACUCUAUUCCACUAUAAUGGAAAGGAGACUAAGGGCCCGUUACAGAAGGUUUCAAUUGUUAAAAACAUUGAUUUUAACCCUGAAACAAGUUUAAUUUCACCAGAAAUUGACGCGACUAUCGUUGGAACAUGUGCCGAUGAGGAUAAACACACUGCUAAGGUGAUUUGGACUAGGUGGCCCAAGACAAGUGUACAGUGUUCCACAGUUAAUACUAGAACUUAAUCUGUAUAAUAUGUUGUAUUACAUA